Messenger RNA from Copidosoma floridanum, 5846 nucleotides. RefSeq names its product breast carcinoma-amplified sequence 3 homolog. Gene Ontology annotation, cellular component: cytoplasm. Gene Ontology annotation, biological process: autophagy; response to starvation. NCBI's taxonomy places the organism in Eukaryota, Metazoa, Arthropoda, Insecta, Hymenoptera, Encyrtidae. Gene Ontology annotation, molecular function: protein binding. The record is from RefSeq and is a predicted model, not a curated record.
GCAGAUGCGCAGAGCGCAGGGCGUGCGUGUUGUAAACUUGUAAAUGGAAAUAUAAAGAAGAAAGAAGUCAAAGUGUUUGGCUUGGCAUAGUAGUACUUACUACCCACUGUACUUUUACCCGCAGUUUGAUUGCAAAACUCCAAAAGAAGCUGAGCCAGCGCAUGAAGAAUUGAAUCUUUUUCAAGAAGUAAGCAGAAGUUGUGUGUGUGUGUGAAUCGAGUCAUCUAAAGUGUGCUCUCUCUGCACUUGCAGUUUUUGGGAAAACAAUAUAGUUUAAAAGGGGGAAGAAGAAGAAGAAGAAGCAGUAAGGGCAAGCUGCAGGUGGACUAUUCUCUUUGAUUGAUUUGAUGCGGAGGAGAAGGCUGUUGCUCGUGAUUGCCUCGUUAGGUAGUGCUGCAGAGGAAGAGCACUGCUGCUGCUGCGAUGUCAGCGGACUCGCCGAGAAGGACGGGCAACCAGAGGGGCGCCCAGGUCAUCUCGCCCCAACCAGUCAGCGACAAGUCCAUCAUAGACAGCGUCGCGGGUAUCAUCAAUGAUAUCGUGCCCCAGUAUUCCUUUCUUUCGAUAUCUCCAAAGGCCUACAGCAGUAGCGUCCCCAGCACCGAUAACAGGGAGACCAUAACAUGGGCCAGAUUCGAAUACGCGGACGUCAACGAUCCGACCUUCUAUCCUGACUACAACGAGGGCUCGAGCAUACCGCCUUUGUUGCUGGUACUCGGAUACAACACUGGAGUUCAGGUAUGGCUGAUCGCAGCAUCGGGCGAAGCAACGGAGGUGCUGUCCUGGCGCCAGGGUAUGGUGCGCACGUUGCGCAUCCUGCCAAGACCCAGACGAGGCGAGCGAGACUGCGAGGACGCGUUCAAGCUGAAGCGGCCGAUGGUGGCGAUCUGCGACGCAGCUGGCCCGGGGCCGCAGUUCUCGAACGUGGGCUUCGUGUCGCUGAAGACCGGCGAGCAGGUGAAAAGCAUCAAAUUCAAGAGCUCGGUCUGCGACGUGCACGCCAACAAGCGCUCGAUCGUCAUCACCUUCCCCGAGAAAAUAGCCAUCUUCGAUGCUGCGACCCUUGAGGACGUUGUCACCGUGACUACCUGCUAUCUCAGUCCCGGACCGAAUCCGAAUCCCAUCGCGCUUGGUAACAGAUGGCUUGCUUACAGCGAGAAGAAAUUGAUUCCUGGCCGCAGGAGUAGCGGGGGCUGCGAGGGCGAGGGUGUCGCGAGUUACACGGCUACGGUGCUGUACGCGGCCAAGUCACUGGGCAAGGGCUUACGAGGACUCGGCGAAACGGUUGCCUCUAGUCUUACAGGCAACACCGUGUCACCCUCGAACCUGAACAAUUCGAACGCAACGGACGCGACUCAGGCUGGUAUCGUCACGAUCCUCGAUUUGACGGCUGCCAAGGAGGAGAAGGUAACCGACGAUCCGAACAUCGAGACCUUUGUCGCGCACUUUCAGGCCCACAAUGAUGCCAUCGUAGCCAUGACGUUCGAUCUGACUGGCGCUCUGCUCAUGACUGCUGAUAAGCGCGGUCACGACUUUCAGGUUUUCAGGAUACAUCCUCACCCGAGUGGUCCGAACCUCGCUGCAGUGCACCACCUGUACGUACUGCACCGAGGUGACACGACGGCCAAGGUCCAGGACAUGGCUUUCUCGAGCGAUGCGCGCUGGGCCGCCGUUUCGACCGUUCGGGGCACGACCCACGUCUUCCCUGUGGCACCUUACGGCGGACCUGCUGGGGUGCGCACUCAUUCUUCACCUCACGUGGUCAACCGGCUGUCGAGGUUUCACCGCAGUGCAGGCCUCAGUGACGACGGCACUCAUCGCUCUCACUCACCUGUCUCGCAUGCCGAGCAGCCCACACCCGUCUGUCCCUACACCAAUCCCCGGUUGCCGCCCUAUCCCCAGCCCGCGAUCCUUCAUCCGCUCGCCCAGAUCCGUCAGCCCUCGAGCUUGAAUCAUACCAACAACCAAGCACAACCAAGAGUACAACAAAGGCAACGCCUUUAUUCCGAUGAUAGUGUUACGUUACCGUUGAAAAUAUGCGCCUGCUUCGCACCACCACGAGCCUGGAUCUAUGCACAACGUGAUUCUAGCAAUAAACUGACGAAACGAGCAGUCGACUCUUUGUUCAUAAUGGCCUGUCAUGGCAAUCUAAUUCAAUACGAUUUGGAACCUAAAGCUAGUUCCAGCGUGCCUAAGGAAAAAGUGUGCGACGACACAGAAAUUGAGUUAGAGGUAGAAGCUAAAGGGCAGUGGCCGCUGAUAAGGAGCCCCAGUUCCUCAGAUAUAAUACCUCCUCUGCUACCCAGCAGUCCACUGCUUGAUGUCUCGAUGACUCCGUCAAACAAUUUGCAGUUCAAUAGCAAUGAAAGCGCUCGAUGGUUGAGCCAAGUCGAAAUGUGCACUCACUCUGGACCGCAUCGUCGUCUCUGGAUGGGACCUCAAUUUGUUUUCAAAACUUACAACGCACCCAGCGGAGUGGCUGCUAAUCUCGUAGAGGCUGAAACCGUUGAGGUUGGCACGACUGGCGGCUCACGACCUGCUAGAUCGAAUCCUGUUAACAUGCCUCGAGCUGGUAGCAGACCAUUAGUACCGUUAGUCAUCGAUGGCUCGGGAAGUAGUUAUGAGCAGUCACCACGAGUCGUUGAAACCUAUGGAGAUGCGCUAGAUCACGAAAAUAUCGACAUACUUGGAGGUGGUGAGAAUCAGUUACGAGAGGACCUUGCUGAAGCCAUGCUCGAAACAUCCUCGGUACCACAUCCAGUGUCAGGGAGGCGCUUCGUAGUUGAGAGGGUGGGUCACCCGGUAACUAAGGUCGUCAACCCCCUCGGCACCGUGAUAACCGUCCCAGCUGACGAGGAGGACGCCCUGUCGCUCUGCGGGCCCUCGCAUCAGUCACCGGCGUCGGCCGACCAAGAUCCCGGCCCCUCGUCGUUUGGUUGCUCCCCGAGUCUGCCGCCGCCGAGCGUCUGCGCCGAGCAGGGCAGCUGGCCCGAGGCCGCCGAGGAGCCUCCAGCCGAGGCCCAGACCCUCCGCGGCCACACCGAGAUCUGCGCGGAGAUGCGGCCGGCCGACGAGCCCGCGGCCAUCGACAGCGUGCCCGACUCGAGCAUCGAGGAGCUCAAGGAGCGCCGAAGCCUCUGCGCCGAGGCUGCGCCCACUGCUGCCUGUUGCACCGUCGACCUCGACCGCGUGGGCGCCUUCCGGGACGUUCCCAGCAGCCCGAGCCUCUGCGCCGAGCGGGGCGCCGUGCCCGACUGCAGCAACGUCGCUGCUACCCCCGUUACGGCCCUACCCCUCGAUUACCACCUGAUCGAGGAACACGAGCAGCACUUGGCGCUCGGCUUGUCCGAGGAGCUCGUGGUACUUGCCAGCAAGACGCCAGGCUGCACCUCCUCGGACGAUGAUAUCGAGCACAUUAACAUCACGGAAGAGCUCACCGACUCUUCUGCUGCUGUUGCCGACACGGCGACAACGACGACGACGACGAUGGUAGUAAUCGACGACGCGAGUCCCCAGCCUACGGAGCACGAGCAAGUUGAGCCGAGCAGGCAGCCCAGUGGCGGUGUCUUGUCCUCGGACGACGACAUCGAACACGUGCUGCUGAGUGACGUAGCCGGCACCGCGGCCACCGGCAAGUCGAGCGCGAGGAGCGGCAGGAAGCGUAGCGAGGAGAAGCAGCGAGCUGCCGUCGCGGAGACGACGAGGAUGCUCGUCGACAGGGAGCCGAUGGUAAAGUCGAGCUCGAAGGAGACCAGCAAACCUGAGGAGAUGCGUGCCUAUGGGUUGCAGGAGCAAAAGAUGCAGUUGCCACAGAUACCGGCACCCCAGCAGCAGAGCCACUCGAAGAAGACACGAAUGCGCGCCAAGCGCCAGAUUUCCUCGGACAUGGUCGAGAUCAUCAACAUGGACGUGCCGUCGUUGGAGCGGCCUCCGUCUCCUCCUCCACCUCAGUCCGUUCUGCCGCUGCUACCACCGGCCCCAUCGUCAUCGUCGCCUUUGACCGAGAAUUUCGAGGAGUCUCCCGAUAUGGUCGAGAUAAUCGACAUUGACGCGAUGGAGCGCGCGGAGAAGAGCAAUAGCCGCUAUCCCAAGACGCCGCCUCCAGAAUGCAAGAUCUUAAUGCCCGUCAGGCCCGAGUUUGGGAAGAAAAAGUCCAAGCACCGCAGGAGGCAGCAGCAACAACAACAACAACAACAACAACAACAACAGCAGCCAAAUCCGAUAUCGCCGCAUGUUUCGACUGAUCGGUGCGACUUGGAUGAGCAGGAAGUAGAGAGGGACGAUAUCAGGGUGAGCUCGUCCUCGUGGAGCUCGAUCGUGAGACACAGAAGCAUCAGCAGCGGCAGCAUGCACAAGUCCGAGUCCCCGGAGGCAGUGGUGCCAAAGCCGUUCUUUGAGCUCGAGAGCAGCCCCGGCGACGACGAAGCGGAGGCGAACAAGGAGAACGUUGACCUGAGCGCCAAACGCGAGGAACCCGACGACGAGCCGGAAGUCCUAGUUUACGAGUUGGAAACUCCCCGAAAGAAAAGUAGCAGUAUCAGUAGCGUCGAAGAGCCAACUCUAGCCGAAGUGAUGGCUACCAAACAGAUCCCCGACUUGGUGGACUCGGAGACGAACAAGAAAAAGAAAACUAGCGAAUCCGAUUCAGAGGUGCUUGGUGUACUUGUGGAACGCUCCAAUUCUCUGGACGAGGAUCUUAAUGCCAAUAGUGCGCCACUCGUGGUUCUAAUGGACACCGAGGAGGAGAGCAGCUGCUGCGGCAACGGUGCCGAUACCGGCGCUGGACCUGAAAUCGUUGCUGCUGGUGUUGUCGCGAGCAUCGGUGAUGGUAUAGAUAGCACAGAACGGCUAAUGUCGCUGAUGAGCGAGAAGAACGGCAGUAUCGGGGAUAGCGGCGCUACGCUGCUACCGGUCAUGGCUGGUGCACUGUCGUCCAAGAAAGCCAGCCGCUCGAAGAAAAAAAAACGCAGAUGAGUAGAGGAUUGUGUCGAUGUACCCAGGGCCGGACUCGCCCUCUACAUACUCUUUUUGCAGGUCACGGGGGUGGAUUAGCAGGAGGAGAGUAGGAGGCGCGGAUCGACCGGAUAGUUUAUUGGUUGGACAGUUGUUAAUACAGUAACGCGUGUUGAAUUUGGAAGCUGGAGCGUGACGUGGAAUUUGACUUUAGAGGAAAAAAAAAAUAAUAAUAAAUAAUAAUCCUGUGAAUUUUUUGUGUGAUUCAUCAUCGAGACGAGCGAGUAAAUAUCGUCUGUUGUUAUCUUACCGGCGAGAUUAUAAAAAGUCAUUGGCCUUAGAUAUUCGAUUCGUGGAUGGCUCACAAAGUUUUGUGUAGUUGUUAUUCUCGUAGCUGUGAUAAAAAAGUAUAAGACAACUCUCAUAUAAUAAUACCGACGAGGAUAUCACUAAUGUUCCUGAAAUUAUGUUAUCAAUCAUAUAACACAAAAGUUUUAAUUUCGGUGUGGUCAUCACAAGUUGUGUGUGAUACAAUGGUAUAUACAUUACGCAUUCGGGUGUAAAAAAAGUAAAUAAUAUCGUCUCAAAUCACGUGCACAUUGUCGCUUGCGAUGGGCAUGUGUUUUUGGGCUUUCUUUUUAAUCGCUUCCGUGAUGCGUGUGUGUGUGUGUACUUCCGAUUUCACGUGCCGAUACGAGAUACGAGUAGAAAUGGGCCAAGUAAAAAUGUAAAAAAAAAAAAAAAAUAAUUUAAAUAGUACAAUUGUUUAGUAAAUCGAAAUUUUCACGUGAUUAUGGACGUUGCGUCCAUCAAUCAUUGCUGUUGCUAUUGUCAUAAGUGUGAAUAAGGAAAAUGCCAUUGAUUAAAUUAAGUGUGAUGAUCCUUACUAAGAA